This is a messenger RNA of Chiloscyllium plagiosum (whitespotted bambooshark), 894 nucleotides long. Lineage: Eukaryota; Metazoa; Chordata; Chondrichthyes; Orectolobiformes; Hemiscylliidae. The record is from RefSeq and is a predicted model, not a curated record.
AUGCCAGGCUCCUGGAAAACUGAGCUGGAAGAUCCUGCCAAAGGAGACUAUUGUGUCAGGCAACUGGAAGCCACCUUGAAGUUGGGCCUGGAGAAGCCUGCUAUUCCCCACCCGACAUUUGUCCAGGGGGCCAAGACCGCCACAGAGGGCCAAGACCACCACAGAGGGCCAAGACCACCACAGGGGGCCAAGACCGCCACAGAGGGCCAAGACCACCACAGAGGGCCAAGACCACAACAGGGGGCCAAGACCACCACAGGGGGCCAGAACCACCACAGAGGGCUAAGGCCACAACAGAGGGUCAAGACCACCACAGGAGGCCAAGACCACCACAGAGGGCCAAGACCACCACAGGGGGCCAGGACCACCACAGAGGGCCAAGACCACAACAGAGGGUCAAGACCACCACAGAGGGCCAAGAGCACCACAGGGGACCAAGACCACCACAGGGGGCCAAGACCACAACAGGGGGCCAAGACCACAACAGAGGGUCAAGACCACCACAGAGGGCCAAGACCUCCACAGGAGGCCAAGACCACUACAGAGGGCCAAGACCACCACAGGGGGCCUAGACCUCCACAGGGGGCCAAGACCGCCACAGAGGGACAAGACCACCACAGAGGGCCAAGACCACAACAGGGGGCCAAGACCUCCACAGGAGGCCAAGAUCACCACAGAGGGCCAAGACCACCACAGAGGGCCAAGACCACAACAGGGGGCCAAGACCACCACAGAGAGACAAGACCACCACAGAAGGCCAAGACCACCACAGGGGCCAAGAUCACCACAGGGGGCCAAGACCACCAUAGGUGGUUUAGACCACCACAGGGGGCCAAGACCACCACAGGGUGCCAAGAACACUACAGGGGGCCAAGACCGCCACAGGUGGUUUAG